Candidozyma duobushaemuli is the source of this 1158-nucleotide messenger RNA. RefSeq names its product TauD/TfdA dioxygenase family protein. Gene Ontology annotation, molecular function: sulfonate dioxygenase activity. Bases 1 to 1158 code for a protein of 385 amino acids. Lineage: Eukaryota; Fungi; Ascomycota; Pichiomycetes; Serinales; Metschnikowiaceae. The transcript has a single exon. Gene Ontology annotation, cellular component: cytoplasm. The record is from RefSeq and is a predicted model, not a curated record. Gene Ontology annotation, biological process: sulfur compound catabolic process.
AUGGUCGACUUUGAAAGAAUUAAAAACCAAGACUUCGAUAUCCACUUCCAGAAGGACACGGACGAGAUCGAGGAGGACGGCACUUUGAUUAUCAACAGACAGAAUGCUGCCAACUCCAAGUACCCGGAGUUCUUGCCCACAUGGAACCCAGCGGAGAAGUACCCACCUCUUAAAUUUUUCAAACACGAAGACCCUGGUUUAAGAGCUGAUCCGGAAUUGCACAAUCUUUUCCCCUUGGACAAGGAGUUUAGAACCAAGAACAUCACUCCAAAAAUGGGCACCGAGGUGUUUGGCAUCCAAUUGUCCCAGCUUAGUGACGCUGCCAAAGACGACUUGGCUCUUUACGUUGCCAAAAGAAAAGUGGUUGUUUUCAGAGACCAGGACUGGGCUUCCAAGGGUCCCAAAUUUAUCACCGAUUUCGCCAAACACUAUGGUAGGUUGCACAUCCACCCCACCUCUGGAGCUCCAAAGGGCCAUCCAGAGUUGCACAUUACAUACAGAAGGGCCGACCCCAACGAGUUUGAAAAAGCCUUCCAGCACAAAAACAGCAACAUCGACUGGCACUCGGAUGUCUCCUAUGAGCUUCAGCCAUCUGGAACCACCUUCUUCGCAGUCUUGGAAGGUCCAGAAGCUGGAGGUGAUACCAUUUUCGCCAACACCGUAGAGGCCUACAACAGAUUAUCGCCAGAUUUCCAAAAAAGAUUAGAAGGCUUGCACGCCUUGCACUCGUCGCUCAACCAGGCACAAAACUCCGCUGGACACGGAGGUGUUCAGAGAAGAGACCCUGUGGAACAUGUGCACCCAUUGGUGAGAAUCCACCCGGUGACCAAGGAGAAGUUCCUUUUUGUCAACAAGCCUUUCACCAGGAGAAUCGUGGAAUUGAAGCAGGAGGAGUCGGACUUUUUGUUGGACUUUUUGUACCACCACAUUGAGCUGGCUCAUGAUUUGCAAUUGAGAGGCCGCUGGGAGCCUAAUACUGUUACUGUGUGGGACAAUAGAUGCACGGUCCAUUCUCCUGUGAUUGACUGGGAUGCUCCAGUUUCUAGACAUGCUGUUAGGGUCACUCCUCAGGCCGAGAGACCCGUGGCUGAUUUGGCUGAUUUGAACAAACCAGAGCCCAGUCUUGGUGAUGUCGAGGAAAGCCUUGACAAGAUCUGA